Messenger RNA from Symbiodinium necroappetens, 294 nucleotides. Lineage: Eukaryota; Dinophyceae; Suessiales; Symbiodiniaceae. The record is from the annotation of a GenBank genome assembly.
AUGCGUCGUUGCUUCGUUGGAUUCCUGCCUCGGACUCUAGGCAAAGAAGUCUGUGCCAGCUUCUUCGAGAAGGCACUGCAAGGUGCCGAAUGGAUACAACCAGCGGGUCCCAAUGGGCCUAUCCCACGAAAGACAGCGUGGAUGGUCUUCUUCGAGUGCGACUGUGCCUAUCGUUACGAUCGUAUCGAGGUGAAGCCCCAGCAAUAUCCGCAGUGGAUGUGCACCUUGAUGCACUGGGUGAUGCCCUGCUGCGGCAUCAACGAGCAGAAGGCCUGCAUGUUCGAGACGUCCCGG